AUGGCGGGCCUACUUCGGGUUUUCUCUAGUUGCCAAGUGGAGGGCAGGGCGGCGGCUGUGGCUUUCACCAUCGCAGGGUAUCCCACUAAGGAUGCUACCAUUGAAAUCCUCCUAGCCAUGCAACGGGGAGGUAUCAAUAUCGUGGAGCUAGGGAUACCCUGUACUGAUCCCAUUGGGGAUGGCCCCAUCAUUCAAGACGCCCACGCCGUUUCCUUACGAAACGGGUCCAACUUUCAGACGGUGCUGAACCUUGUUGAACGCGCUCGAGCGCGAGGUCUUUUGAUUCCGGUUGUAAUCAUGGGCUACUGCAAUGCGGUCUUACAGUAUGGGCUUGAGAGAGCAACUGAAGAAGCAGCUAAGGUCGGGGUUGACGGGUUUCUUCUGGCUGAUCUGCCAGUGACUGAGUCGGUCUAUUUUCGUAGACUUUGCAAAGAGGCAGGGCUGUCGUAUAUACCUGUCGUUUCACCAACCAUGAAGGACGCACGGAUCGAGCUGCUCUGCCAAGCUGCAGACACCUAUCUCUAUGUGCUCUCGAGAAUGGGCGUUACCGGGUCAGCUGGCGAAGGCGCAUCGUCAUCAAACUUGUUUCUUGCUCAAUUCUUGCAGAGGUUACGCCACUUCUGUGGGAACAAGCCGUUCGCCCUAGGUCUUGGAGUCAGCACUAGGGAGCAGUUCCUCAGCAUGCAAGAGUUUGCCCCAGGUGUGGUGGUUGGAACUCAGAUUGUCAAGACGAUCAACGGGACUCCAUGGAACGGGGAGCUCGCUGAAGCCAUCGAAAGCUAUUGCAUGUAUCUGACAGGGCGAUCCAAGACUGUAUCUUCAGUGCAGCUAUCCCUCCAUUGCCCUACUGUCGAUUUAUCUGCAGAUAUUCCUUGUCUGCCUCAGAAGACAAUCCUCCCAUCGUACUUCGGGCCAUACGGAGGGCAAUAUGUACCAGAGCUACUGUUAGACUCUUUGGAGGAUCUCGAGCGUUGUUUUAUCGAUGCCCAAGCUGACUCUGAUUUCUGGAAACAGUACCAAGGCCAUUGGACAGAUAUGCUCAGUCGAUUCGAGGGCCCUCUUCAGGUCGAAGUUGAAUGUGCUACCAUCGAGCCGAGGGCCACUCUCUGGCUAAAACAGAAGGACUCACACGCUGCAGGAAAAUACCGAACCUACAGCACUCUCGGCCAGAUUCUCCUCGCCUGCCGGUUGGGCAAAAAGCGCAUCCUGACAGAGACCACAGCCGAGGGUGACGCACUGGUAACAGCCACCCUGUGCGCGAGGCUGGGGCUUCACUGUGUUCUCUUCAUGGGAGCUCGAGACCUCAAACGGUUUCCAGGGUUAUCUGCGCGUGUUGAUGAGCUUGGAGGAAAGUUGAUUUCCGCUGAUUCCGGCGGACAGGGGGUGCGUGAUGCUAUCAACACUGCACUUCAGGCGUGGAUAGCGGACUUGCACGAUAGCCAUUAUGUCCCUAGCUUUGCCAUCGGGCCACAUCCGUUCCCUACAAUUGUCCGCAUAUUCCAGGCCCUUAUUGGGAACGAAGUGCGCGAAGAGACAAUUUCUCUGAUUGGGAAGCCCCCGGAUGCCGUGAUAGUGAGUGCGGUGGCAGGAGAUGCGGCCGUCGCGCUGUUACCAGGUUUCUUGGAUAUCGCAGGCCUUGAUAUAGUCCUGGUGGACCCCUCAGAGAAAAUCAUGACAAUGUCUCCGGGUGUUUUCCAUGGGUCGUGGACGGAGGUUCAGCAGGACAAGCAUGGACAGGUCUCAGGCGAGGGUGAUCCACAAUUUUAUGGGUAUCAGAGUUACCCAGCACUGGAGCCAGAGCUAAGUCACUGGGUAAAUAUUGGGAAAGCUAGGGUCCGUUCCUGUGAUAAGGGGUCAGAUUCAUCUCCCUGUAGUCCUCCAUUGGUGGGUAAUCGGGUGGUGCAUAUAGCAAGAGAGGUUGCGAGUCAGUUACAGCGAGAUCAGAACGUUCUUGUCAUUGUCUCGUGA
Penicillium canariense is the source of this 1968-nucleotide messenger RNA. Its product is annotated as tryptophan protein. The coding region runs from base 1 to 1968 and encodes 655 amino acids. Gene Ontology annotation, molecular function: tryptophan synthase activity. Gene Ontology annotation, biological process: L-tryptophan biosynthetic process. NCBI's taxonomy places the organism in Eukaryota, Fungi, Ascomycota, Eurotiomycetes, Eurotiales, Aspergillaceae. The transcript has 3 exons. Gene Ontology annotation, cellular component: cytoplasm. The record is from RefSeq and is a predicted model, not a curated record.